AUGAUAAAUGCAAUGCAACAAGAGGUAAAAUAUUGGGCAGAAGUUUUGAGAAGAGUCGUAGCAACUAUUCGUUUUCUUGGCGAAAGAGGUCUUGGUUUCCGCGGUACGGAUGAACAUUUUGAUUCGCCUCACAACGGAAACUAUCUUGGAGCUUUAGAAUUGAUUGCUCAGUUCGAUCUUUUUUUACGCCUGCAUAUAGAAAAUUAUGGUAAUAAAGGCAAAGGGAAUGUUUCUUAUCUUUCGAAAACUGUUUGUGAUGAGUUUAUUACUUUGAUGGGUGAUGUUUUAUUAGAACGCAUAAAAAGUGAAAUGAAAGAUGCUAAAUACUGGGGAUUGAUUGUAGACUCAACACCUGAUGUUUCGCAUGUAGACCAGUUAUCAGUUAUAUUUCGCUAUUAUUUAAAUUCUCAUGUGUUCGAAAGGUUUUUUUGUUUUAUUCCUAUUCACAGCCAUACGGGUAUAUCUUUGAAACAUGAAUUACUGAGUUUAUUUAGAAAACACGACUUGUUAAUAAAUGAUUGUAGAGCUCAAUCAUACGAUAAUGCUCGGAAUAUGUCAAGAAAAUACCAAGGAUUACAAGCUCAUAUAAAAGAAUUGAACGCGCUAGCUUUCUACGUUCCGUGUAUCGGACAUUCUCUCAAUUUAGUUGGUGAAUGUAGUGUAGAGGAAUGUAUUCAAGCCAUAAUUUUUUUGGCUUACUUCAAAGAUUUUAUACUUUUUUCACUUGUUCUACGCAGCGAUGGGAAAUUCUAA
Messenger RNA from Diorhabda carinulata, 753 nucleotides. RefSeq lists its product as uncharacterized. The record is from RefSeq and is a predicted model, not a curated record. NCBI's taxonomy places the organism in Eukaryota, Metazoa, Arthropoda, Insecta, Coleoptera, Chrysomelidae. The coding region runs from base 1 to 753 and encodes 250 amino acids. The transcript has a single exon.